This is a messenger RNA of Fusarium tjaetaba, 672 nucleotides long. RefSeq lists its product as uncharacterized. The transcript has 3 exons. Gene Ontology annotation, molecular function: protein dimerization activity. NCBI's taxonomy places the organism in Eukaryota, Fungi, Ascomycota, Sordariomycetes, Hypocreales, Nectriaceae. Bases 1 to 672 code for a protein of 223 amino acids. The record is from RefSeq and is a predicted model, not a curated record.
AUGGCCGCCCUGGAAUUCGGUCGACCCUCCAACACCCUGCAUCAAGGCGCUGAUGACAAUCAGCCGCUAAUGCCUCUUGACCUAGCAACUGAGCAGGCAACUGCUCAAACCCUCCCGUGGGGUGUGGAUGAGUACUUAUCCGAGUAUCUCUCCAACACCUCCAGCUCACCUGAGCUUGCUGAUUAUGUGCAAACUCAUUACCCUUUCAACUACCUACCGAACCCUACAACAAUACCAAACCACGACGCCGACAUGGUAGCCCCUACCAACAGAACAAUUGAAGGAUCUCCUGCGACAGAGAAACAGAACUUGUCACCACCCCAAGCGGCUCAGGGCGCACAGAUGACCAAUCUCCAACUUCGAGCCGCUUCACGCAAGCCUAAGAACCGCCGAUAUAAGGUGACCACAGACACGCCAGCACACGUCCGAGAAUGCCAUCAUCUCGCCGAGAAGCAGUACCGCAUCCGACUCAAGGCGCAGUUCGAGAGUCUGUUGGCAGUGCUGCCGGCGUCCAGAACAAACACCCUAGCUGAUAGGGACAGCUCGCCAAGCUCAGGGCAGGUCUUGAGUAGGGGUCAAAUACUUGACCUUGCACGAGAGCGUAUUCUCGACUUGGAACAAGAGAUUGGAAUCAUGAGGAGCAUUACAUCUGAUGGAAAUCCCUUAACCUGA